Messenger RNA from Aureobasidium namibiae CBS 147.97, 2034 nucleotides. RefSeq lists its product as uncharacterized. The record is from RefSeq and is a predicted model, not a curated record. Bases 1 to 2034 code for a protein of 677 amino acids. Lineage: Eukaryota; Fungi; Ascomycota; Dothideomycetes; Dothideales; Saccotheciaceae. The transcript is spliced from 2 exons.
AUGGACGGAUCAGUAACCACACAACGGACUCGCUCGCCGCCCAUCCGGCCAGCGCGACCCGAGCUAGCAGCCGACAAUGUCUCGUAUGGACGGCCUUCAGCUGAAUACUUCACCUCGGUGACGGCGGCAGCACAACAGCCACAACCCCAGGCAGACGGAGAAGGCAGCACAGACACGACCUCCAAGCCCCGCAAACGCAAGUCGGCGCGGUACUCGAUUGGCAAUGGCACAGGACCAGAUGGAGCAGAGAGGAAGGGCUCAAUACGCAACGCCGUGCGCCGCUUGUUUGGAAGAAAGUCAAAGGCCGACAUUCCCGAAGUGCCUGCCUUGCCACGGACAGAAGCCUCGCGCCAUGGCUACCACAAGAGCGACCCCGGCCAACCCAAGCGACCGCAGACGUUUCACACGCAUCCAUCCGACGCCAUCCACCAGCGAAUCAUCUCUGCGCCCUUGGCUACUCCGCUCGCUGGUCCUCUCUCCGCUCCUUUCCAGUCGCAACACCCAUCCCUCUACAGGAGUAACAGCCCAGCACACGCAUCGCCCAAUAAUGCCGUCGAAUUCCCCAAGAGCGCCCGUCUGAAGCCUCUAGACUUGGGCAACCCAUUCUAUACCCGUGAACAUGGCCCGAAGCGGAGGGCCACAUUACCCAGCCUGAUCAUAACUGCCAACGAGGCCGCCGACAUCUCAGACCCACCGCGUCAGGGUGAAGACACAAAAGCCACGGAUGCAAGCUUUGGUGUCGGACAGCAGACGGUAGACACAAAGCAGACAUCCGCUGGAUUGACUGUCACGUCGAGGAUGGACAAGAGGAGGUCGCGCAGUGCCAACGAUUUGAAGCAAGCUAUGAUCGCUGCUGAACCUUUCCGGGACCGUACUGGCGAGAUUGAGUAUUGGCGACGGAGCUAUGCCAGCGUGCUCCUCAGUCCGACUGGGAAGGCUCCCAUCUACGAUUAUCCUCCGGCCGAUGCCGAAUUUGACGAAACCCAUGUGCCUGAUGUCCCUGACGUGCCCGAAGUACCCGAGCACUUCGUGAGGGAGCCCGAGUUCGUCUCGGUCCCGACACCACUGUCGGCACAUCCACCUCUGCCACGCUCUGAUGCUGUCUCGCUUCCGCCGACACGCGGUCCAUCGGUGCCUACCAAGAAUCUAUCACCGCAGUUGACUCUGCGCUCCUUCAGCCGCCCGCUGACUACGCCUGCUCCGGAUGCUACAACUGAUCUCGAGUCCCGUGUCGCCAAGCUCGAGGCUCAUCUCAUUGAUUUCCAGCGCUCGCUGUCCAACCUUGCCCUCUCUAGCCCAUCAGCCGUAGCCCCGACCGAGCCACCGGGAUCCUCGCAUCGCCAGAAACCUCCCAGCAUCUUUGUUGAACCCCUGCAAGCCCCCGCUCGAGCUUACGAAGAUGCUGGCGAUAUCAUGGAACGCGAAUGGGGGCCGAGCAGCCAGAGUAGCACAAACGGCGAUCGCUUCAACCUUGCUCCUCCAACUCUGCGUAGCACCGCUGUCACGGCUAACGGAACUUUCACCGCCCUCUACAAUAUGCUCUCCGAAGAGCGUUCCGCCCGCCGCACCCUCGAGAAUCAAGUUCGCAAUCUCCAGCACGAAGUCACCCGCCUGCAACUUUCGCGUGGUAGCUGGGGCAGCUACUCGGCACAGGCCCUUCCACAAGGACAACGACCUCGCACUCCCGCCGAGUCAGAUGGUGGCCGCAGCGCCUCACGCCUAGAAGCAUACAACGCCCUAUCUACACCCGCCACUGUUGUCCCCCCUCCUCAGUAUUUGCGUGCCUUCGAUAGACCUGACGCUCGCAUCCAAAGUCGCUUUUCUGGUGACUCUGGCGAAGACAGCGAAUACGGCUCUCGCCAUCGUAGUGCGCUUGUCGACAGUGGCCGCAGGAGUAUUCCUCGCAGCUCGGUCCGCCAAACGCCGCCGAACCAUGAACAUGAACGCAUCGAGCCACCAACUCCCUACGAAAAUUACCGCACACCUGCCGAAGAGAGGGGCGCCUAUCGAUUCAGUGAAGACGAGAUGUUCUGA